CUCUUUUUUUUCUCUAGUCAUGUGAAAUGGGAUAUCAUUACGAAAGUCAUACAACAACAACAGGGUAUGAAGAUGGUAGUACGAUUACAAAUUCAACAGUACGAGUACGAGAACUAGAUGAAGGUGAAGUAGGAAUUCUGAUGGCAGGCAAUAACAGUAUAUUUGAUCCAUCCUUGACACCUAGAAUGUUAGCAGUACCAACGACUAAUUAUGAUGUAGAAAGUGAUACACUUAGUAUUUCCGAUGAAUCUGAUGAUGAUGAUGAAGAAGAAGAAGAUUGGUUUCCAUCUUUAUUACAUAAAUCAUGGAUUCAUGGUUUGGAUGAUGAUGAUGAUGAUGAUGAUGAUGAUGAUGAUGAUGAUGAUGAAAUGAUGAUUGAUAAGAUGAUGGACACUUUGUUUGCAUCAGCAAUCAUGGAACGUGAUGAUGAUAAUAAAAACAAAUAUCAACAGGACAGUCAUCCCAAGAAAUCAAGACGAAUGUCAAGAAGGGGGUUUGGUAGAAAUCAAAUGGAGGAACAACGACACAAUGAUAAUGAAGUUGAUGAUUAUGAAGAAGAAGAGGCUACCUUAGUUCCACAUGUGAAUGAUGAUGAUGCUAUUUUUCGAAAAAUGGGGGGAAGAAGAUUAUCUAAACAAUCACCUAUGAUGAUGUCUUCAGAUGAACAACAACAACAACAACAACAAAUAAAUAAAACAACCAAAACAUCACAUCAAGAAAAAACAACAAUGACACGAUCAGCAUCCUUUCAUUCUAUUCAAUCUACGACUUCAGUUUCUUGGCAUGAUGAAAAACAAGAAUUCUCUUUCAAACAUGAUUAUGUAUCUUUCCCAAGUCUAGAUAUGGACGAUUGUAUAUGAUUUCACUCCUCUCUUUAUAUAUAUAUUUAUUUAUUUAUACCAAUCUUUCCUUCCCUAUUCGUUUAUAACCCCUAUCCUUUCUUUCUUUAUAUAUACACAUCAUAGUUUCUUCUUUUAUAUAUGUAUUUUAUUCAUCUACUUUGACAACCAUUCCAUUCUUUUUUUUUUUUCUCUCUAUUCUACCAUCUUAAUAUGCCCCUCUUUAUUUAUUUUAUUUUAUUUUCCAUGCUUUUUAAUUAUUUUAAAUAAUAAAAAAAAAUAAAAAAAAAAAUAA
Halteromyces radiatus is the source of this 1134-nucleotide messenger RNA. RefSeq lists its product as uncharacterized. The record is from RefSeq and is a predicted model, not a curated record. Bases 27 to 860 code for a protein of 277 amino acids. The transcript has 3 exons. Lineage: Eukaryota; Fungi; Mucoromycota; Mucoromycetes; Mucorales; Cunninghamellaceae.